Molecule: messenger RNA, 3383 nt
Organism: Eubalaena glacialis (North Atlantic right whale)
Lineage: Eukaryota; Metazoa; Chordata; Mammalia; Artiodactyla; Balaenidae
Gene: NFKB2
Product: nuclear factor kappa B subunit 2
Exons: 22
Coding region: 296-3223 (975 amino acids)
Biological process (GO): regulation of transcription by RNA polymerase II; non-canonical NF-kappaB signal transduction; canonical NF-kappaB signal transduction
Cellular component (GO): cytoplasm
Molecular function (GO): protein binding; RNA polymerase II cis-regulatory region sequence-specific DNA binding; DNA-binding transcription factor activity, RNA polymerase II-specific
Source: RefSeq, a predicted model, not a curated record
GAGGUGUCGCGACCCGUCCGAGGUGGGUCGGGCAGGGAGAUAAUCCGGAACCGGAGACGCCGCCGCGCCCAGCUCCAGAUUUCGCCCUCCACCGGAGCUUGCCCGCCACACCCGGACGGGUAGCUGGAGAAGAUCGGACCCUCCCCCAAAUUUGGGCCCCCCUCUUCCCCCAACUCCCGUCCUGAUCUGUCUCUCCCUACCCCCGCCACUCCUCCCCGCCUAAGGCGGGCGCCUGAAACUCUGGGGAACAGGACCCGCCGAAGCCACCGGACAGAGCCGGGCCUAGCCCAGAGACAUGGACAGUUGCUACGACCCAGGUCUGGAUGGCAUCAUUGAAUAUGACGAUUUCAAAUUCAACCCGACCAUUGUGCAGCCCAAGGAGCCAGCCCCAGAGACAGCUGAUGGCCCCUACCUGGUGAUCGUGGAACAGCCUAAGCAGCGAGGUUUCCGAUUUCGAUAUGGCUGUGAAGGCCCUUCCCACGGAGGACUGCCAGGUGCCUCCAGCGAGAAGGGUCGGAAGACUUAUCCCACAGUCAAGAUCUGUAACUACGAGGGACCGGCCAAGAUCGAGGUGGACCUGGUAACACACAGUGACCCGCCUCGUGCUCACGCCCACAGUUUGGUGGGCAAGCAAUGCUCGGAGCUGGGGGUCUGCGCAGUGUCUGUGGGGCCCAAGGACAUGACUGCCCAAUUUAACAACCUUGGUGUCCUGCAUGUGACCAAGAAGAACAUGAUGGAGAUAAUGAUACAAAAACUUCAGAGACAGCGGCUUCGCUCCAGGCCCCAGGGCCUUACGGAGGCUGAGCGUCGGGAGCUGGAGCAGGAGGCCAAGGAACUAAAGAAGGUGAUGGAUCUGAGCAUUGUGCGGCUGCGCUUUUCUGCCUUCCUUCGAGCCAGUGAUGGCUCCUUCUCUCUGCCCCUGAAGCCAGUUAUAUCUCAGCCCAUCCAUGACAGCAAGUCUCCUGGAGCCUCAAACCUGAAGAUUUCUCGAAUGGACAAGACAGCUGGCUCUGUGCGGGGUGGAGAUGAGGUUUAUCUGCUUUGUGACAAGGUGCAGAAAGAUGACAUUGAGGUUCGGUUCUACGAGGAUGAUGAGAAUGGAUGGCAGGCCUUCGGGGACUUUUCUCCCACAGAUGUUCACAAACAGUAUGCCAUUGUGUUCCGGACACCUCCCUAUCACAAGAUGAAGAUUGAGCGUCCUGUAACCGUGUUCCUGCAACUGAAACGCAAGCGUGGGGGGGAUGUCUCUGACUCCAAACAGUUCACCUAUUAUCCUCUGGUGGAAGACAAGGAGGAGGUGCAGCGGAAGCGGAGGAAAGCCUUGCCCACCUUCUCCCAGCCCUUUGGGGGUGGCUCCCACAUGGGUGGAGGCUCUGGGGGCUCGGCUGGGGGUUAUGGAGGAGCUGGAGGAGGAGGUGGCAGCCUCGGCUUUUUCUCCUCCUCCUUGGCCUAUAGCCCCUACCAGUCCGGUGCGGCCCCAAUGGGCUGCUACCCGGGAGGCGGGGGCGGGGCGCAGAUGGCCUCCGAGGCGCCUAGCGUGGAUGCUGGGGAGGAAGCAGCAGAGCUGAGCGCCCCCUCCGGGACCCUCCAGCGCGAACAGCAGGCCCCGGAGCUGCUGCAUCGAGCCCGGGAAUACAACGCGCGCCUGUUCGGCCUGGCGCAGCGCAGCGCCCGAGCCUUGCUCGACUACGGCGUCACGGCAGACGCGCGCGCGCUGCUGGCGGGACAGCGCCACCUGCUGACCGCGCAGGACGAGAACGGAGACACGCCGCUGCAUUUGGCCAUCAUCCACGGGCAGACCAGCGUCAUUGAGCAAAUAGCCCACGUCAUCUACCACGCCCCGCACCUCGGCGUUGUUAAUCUCACCAACCACCUGCACCAGACGCCCCUGCAUCUGGCAGUGAUCACCGGGCAGACCAGCGUGGUGAGCUUCCUGCUGCAGGUGGGCGCAGAUCCAGCACUGCUGGAUCGGCAUGGAGACUCAGCCGUGCACCUGGCACUCCGGGCACGUGCCAGUGCCCCCGACCUGCUGCGCACCCUGCUGCGGAGUGGGGUUCCCAGCAUGCCCCAACUGUUGCACGUGCCAGACUUUGAAGGGCUGUACCCAGUACACCUGGCGGUCCGUGCCCGAAGCCCCGAGUGCCUGGAUCUGCUGGUGGACAAUGGGGCUGAAGUGGAGGCUGCAGAGCGGCAGGGGGGCCGAACAGCCCUGCAUCUAGCCACAGAAAUGGAGGAGCUGGGGUUGGUCACCCAUCUGGUCACCAAGCUCCGGGCCAACGUGAAUGCCCGUACCUUUGCGGGAAACACGCCCCUACACCUGGCAGCUGGACUGGGAUCCCCGACCCUCACCCGCCUCCUUCUGAAGGCUGGUGCCGACAUCCAUGCAGAGAAUGAGGAGCCCCUGUGCCCACUGCCUUCGCCCCCCACCUCUGGUAGUGACUCAGAUUCUGAGGGCCCCGAGAGGGACACCCGAGGCAGCUUUCGGGGCCACACACCUCUUGACCUCACUCGCAGCAGCAAGGUGAAGACCUUGCUGCUAAAUGCUGCUCAGGACACCAUGGCGCCCCCCCUGACCCCACCUAGCCCUGCAGGUGAGAUCUCCCCACCCAUUGCCAGACCCCAGACCCCUGCUCACAGAGGUCUCUUCUCCUUCAGGGCCACUCAAGGAGGUCUCCCUUUCUCCAUCCCUGUUCUCCGUCCAUUGCCCCCAGUGGCCCUUCCUGCCUUAUCAGGUUACCAUGUGAGAAAGGUGGCAUUCAGCUGUGUUUUUGCCCAUCUCUGGGGGGUAACUAACAUGUGUGUGUCCCCCUCAGGGCCAGAGAUGCCACUUGAGGAUACAGUCCUACAGAACCUGGAGCAUCUGCUAGACGGGCCAGGAGCCCAGGGCAGCUGGGCAGAACUGGCAGAACGGCUGGGUCUGCGCAGUCUGGUGGACACGUAUCGGAAGACGGCCUCACCCAGCGGCAGUCUCCUACGCAGUUACAAGCUGGCUGGUGGGGACUUGGCAGGCCUGCUGGAUGCCCUGUCUGACAUGGGCCUGGAGGAGGGAGUGAGGCUCCUGAGGGGUCCUGAGACCCGAGAAAAGCUGCCUAGCACAGCAGAGGUGAAGGAGGACAGUGCAUACGGGAGCCAGUCGGUGGAACAGGAAGCAGAGAAGCUGGGCCCCCCUCCUGAGCCACCAGGAGGGCUCUGCCACGGACAUCCCCAGCCUCAGGUGCACUGAACUGCUGCCCACCCACCAGCCCCCUUCCUGGGCCCCUCUGUACAGUGUCCCCGCCUAUUCCAGUUCUUAUUUAACACCCCGUGCCCACCCUUCAGUUGGGGCAAAUAAAAGAUUCUCAUGAGAAAGAGAGGAGGCGUGGCCUCCUCCCCAACUUACAGCA